CGACCAAACACCGAGAACGACUUCGUGCACGACAGUGGUCAAUACACUACAAAAGAAUCAUAGAUAUCAGGGUCUCUUUCUCGAGCAACCAUCAUGAGUGACGUAGAGCUCGCAGAGCUGGGGGCGCUCGGAGAGUGGCUCUCGAGCUUUCCCCAGCUCGAAGAAUACGUGUCCGACAAGGAAAACAACUUGUCGCUUCUCGAGGACGACAAGAUUUUCAGGUCCAACCCCGCCAUCAAGAGGUAAGAAUCAUAAAUAGUAGGCACCGUUUCCCGCCUCGCAACGACUUCUUUCUCACUUCUCACCCAAACGUUCAACUCGCAAACCAACUCUCGGUGGCUGUUUCCAGUGCCAUGCUGGAGGCCGUGGUAGAGGUAUGCGACAUCACGGACGUCUCGGUCACGGGCCUGAACGUGGCACCGGAGGUCGAUGUAUGGCUGACGGUUCUAUCGCUGACUCGAAAGACCCCGUCCAACCGGCGAAAGAGCAUCGAUCCGCCCACCCAGCACUGGAAAGACUGCAACAAACACACCGCACUCGGCAACCUGCUCACCAUCGCCGUUUCCCACAAGGACCUGCAACUCAGAAAGGCCUACAUCGAGCGAAUCAUGAUGCUCUCUCCGGCAACCCAGCGGCUGCUCAUGUCCAUGAUCGAAAAACKGAAAAAAAUGGGCAGCAGGAACAAGAAAACCACGACCCCGAGCACCAAAAAGAAUCCCGAGCCACACACGCCGUCCGGGAGGUAUGCUGCGGGUUCGCCUGCCUCUGCCACACCCAGCAAGAGGAGCGAGGCAGAGGCACGGUCGCACGAGCGCAAGAGGCCCGGGAGGAGUGGACUCGGUGGUUCCGGGCACUCGCCGUUCCAAACGGCUGAGAAAGCGGCGACGACGACCAUGGCGGUCCGAAGCAGAACGCGAAGCACGUCGCCCCAGACUUUUUUGCGACGACCCACGGCCAACAAAGAGACCCCGGAUCCGGAAGACACCAACCGCAGGACCUUCCGCAGUGCCUUUGGGAGUCCCCUGCAGCAGCCCUCGGCAAAACGAAUACCGCCCCCAUCGUCGGAACGGAACAGAAACGGGCGUCAUCCUUCCAGGAACAUUUUUUCGCCCGGACUGGGCGACACCGCCGAGUACGAGUCACAGGUCCAGGACCUGAGAGACGAAAACGAGGAACUGUCCUACGAACUGAAGAAAAGCCGCGAAAAAGAAGCUGAGGCUUCGACAAAAAUUGAAGAUCUGGAGGAGCAUUACCGCAAGGAAAUUCUUAGGGUCGAGAGGCAGGCGAGAGAGCGCGACGACGCCACGGCGCAGAAACACCUCGCCCAGAUCACCCAGGUCGAGAAAAAGCUAAAAGAAUUGUCGGAAGAAUACACAACGGCACGCAAGGAGCGAGACGAGCUCGCCAAGAUCAAAGACGAAAUGGAGGUUAUGUCUCGCAACAAAAAGCUACUCGAGGACACGACCGAACGCCUUAGAACCUAUAAGGAAAAGGUCCAACAAUUCACUGACGUCAAAGACGCGUUGCAGCGUGAGGAAGAGGCCCACAGCCGGUCCGUCGAAGAAAAUCUACGCCUGCAAAACGAAUUGAAAAACCUUCAGCCCCUGAAAAAACAACUGGAAGAAUACAAGACUAGGGCGGUGGAUGCGGAGGUGAGGCUUACCGAAUGCCAAGACGAGUUCAACAAGUUGAAGGAAGAGAAGAUCGCAUCGUCCGAAAUCAGCACACACAUCGAACAGUACGUGAUUGCGCAAGAGGUCGAGAUUAAGGAACUGCGCAACAGGGUUCAGCAAAAUGACGAGGCAAACAGAGAAAGCUCCGGCGUAGGGGACGGCAUAAGCGAGUUGAAUCCCGAAUUAAAGCUGGAGAUUCUGUCCCUUCGAAACGAAAACGAGCGGUUGCGGGCCUUUGCCGAUAAGCGCCAGGACGAUGCGGUGGCGAAGAUGGAACAGAACGUGGAAGACCAAAACAUGCUUGCGGAACGCUAUAAAUCUCAGUUCUUGUCAACUAAGGACAGGCUAGAGCUCACGGGGAGCAGCCUGGAGGAGUCGCAGAAACGAGAGGCAGCGCUCCGAAACGAAGUCAGCGACAAAACCGAGCUCGGAGAAAAAUACAAGUCCCAGCUCAUGGCCGCGAAGGAGGAACUGGCAUCAACAGAAAUAUCCCUGAAAGAUUCGAUGAGCAGAGAAGCAAAGCUUCACGAAGAAAUCAGCGAUAAAACAAAGAUUGGAGAACGGUUUAAGUCCCAAUUCCUGGCCACGAAGAGCCAGCUGGAAUCCACUCAGCGUUCCUUGCAGGACUCAAAAGGAAGAGAAUCCUCUCUGAGGCAAGAAGUGGCCGACUCUCUGUUGAAAAUCAAAAAUACACAAGAGGAAGUCAAAGAAGUGUCGGACGAACUCUCCAAGUGCGCCGAAGAUCUCAAAAUGAGCAUCGAGCGCGAGUCUAAAUUGGAAGAGGAGCUCGCGUCGUGGACAAUAGACGCAAAAGAUCUGCAGCAAAAGUCGAACAACCUGUCUCUCGAGUUGACAAAGAAGGCAAACGAGCUAGAAUACAGCCAAAAAAAGGAAAAUACAGUGGCUGCAGAACUCACGGAACUGAAGAGCGAAUUGCGUAUGGUUCGAAAGCGCUGCACUAGCCUUGGAGACGAGCUACAGCAUUGUACUCUUGAGUUGGAGCAGUCUCAAUUCCGCGAGAGCAACGUUGAAGAGCGUGUGAAAGAAUGGAUGGAACGAGCAAAAGAAUCAAAAGAGGAAGCCGAAAAUCUUUCUUCCGAGCUCAUGCAACGCACCGCAGAUCUCAAAGAAUCCAAGGAAAAUACGGCGAGGCUCGAGAAACGUUUGUCAGAAAGCUCAGCAUUGCACAAAGAAGCGGAGAGGGAAAUCGACAAGCUGACCGAGAAACUAGGUGAGACCACCAAAUCUCUGGAAAAAACGUGCAAGUCACUCGACCAGAGCAUGCAACGAUACCUCGAUCUGCAGAACAAUUUGUCAGACAUGACAAACAGGGCAGAAGACGCUGAGGGCAUUUCGGCACAGAGAAUGGAGCUAGUCCAAAAUACCCGAGAGCAGUUGGAGGCUGCCGAGCAAAAGAUUGUCGAUUUGGUCAAGGAAAAAGAAGAUCUCGUCUCCUCUGUAGAAGCAUUGGUUUCACAAACCAAUGAAGCGAAAAAUCUCAGAGAAAACCUGGAGGAUGAAUUGAAGAAAACUCAAGACUCGCUCAGAGAUUCUGGAGAGAAACUCUCGGAAGCCCAAACUUCCAUAGACGAAACGGCACGCUCUUUGGAAGAUACAAAAGAUAAGUUGCACCAAGCCGAAACCGUCAAUAACCAUCGAGAGAGCGAGAUUGAAAUCCUCAAAUCAGAAAACGAGACCCUCAACGACAAGAUAUCACUCGAUAAGCGUGCUAUUGAUGUGCUUCGAAACGACUUGCUCGAAGCAAAAAAUAUGCUUCAGCUUUCACGGGAAGCUGUAGCGGAAAAAGAGGCAAGGGAGAAAUUGUUGAGUGAAAGUCUCCAGAUUGCCGGAGAUUCCGCCAUGCAAUUGGAGAAUGAACUAUUCCAGACGAAAGAAAGUUUGAGGUUUGCACAAGACAACAGGAAGGAAGCCGAAGCGAGGGAAGUUUCCUUGCACGAGCAGCUCAAUGAUUCGGAGACUUCGAUUCAAAACCUCACGGUCAAAUUGCUCAAGACGAACGAAUGCCUGAAAACUUCACUAGAAAAUAUUAAGGAGAUCGAAGACAGAGAAAGCUCGAUGAAAGAACAGCUCAACGAUGCAGAAGAUUCGAUCGCAAGUUUGAAGAAUGAAUUACUCGACAUUCAAGGUUGUCUCGAGUCUACACAACAGAAAGCUAGUAAACUGGAAUCAAGGUUGAAUUUGUCAAACGGAGAACUCCAAGAAGCCAAACAUGUAAUAUCUGAGUUGGAGGAUUCGAUAGCGAAAGAAGUAGGGGCUCAAGAGGAGAUGUUAGCCACCCUCGAAGAUUCAAAAGCCGAAAAAGAAAAAAUGAAAAAAGAAUUCGUUUCUCGCGAGGAAGAAUUGUCACAAGCACUGAACUCCGAAAAAGAAAAAGGGAACAAGCUAAAGCAAGAAAUUAGUCAAGGAAAAGAAGAAUUAAAUGCGUUGCAAAUUUCUUUGAGCUCUUCCCAACAUCGAGAGAAAAUGUUGAAGCACGAACUUGUGAAGCUCGAAGAUAAAAAACUUGGGUGUGAGGAGGAACUAGCCGCCAUGAAGUCGAACAUGGAGGAAAUCGUCGAACAAUCUGCAAAAUCAGUGGCGUCGGUACGCGAAAUAAUGAAAGCCAAGGCUGAAAAGGAGCUAGAGGAACUUCGGCAGAGUAUGAAUGAUCUCCUAGAAAAUGAGGGCAAAGCAAAGCUUGAACAGGAUAUAUUGUACAAAGAACAGAUCAACAAGCUCAAUCAGCAAUACAACCAAGAGCUUUUGAGGUUGAAAGAAGGAGGCAACAGCGAGCUUCAAAAAUGCACCGAAGAAAAGGACAAAGAAAUCGAGGCAAAAGAUAAAGAAAUCGAAGGAUUGAAAAGAGAACACGAAGAGAAGAUCAAGGAACUAGAGAGGACAGGAAAGGAAGAAAAAGAAAAACUAAUGGAAAGAGGAAAAGGCAUGAUGAGAGACCUGAAAGAAGAGAAAGAGAAGGAAAUCAAGGACCUCACAGACGACGUCAACUUCCUAGAGCAAAAGAUUAUAGGAGAAGAAGAAGAGAAGAUGCAUCUAGGUCAGCAAUUUCAAGCUAAAAUCAUUGAAUACAAAAAGAAGUUGCAGGUUGCGGCAGGAAGAAUCAACACACUUUCUACCAAUAACGAUGAAUUUGAAGAUAGAGUGAAAUUAUUAGAGAGGGAAAAAUUCAAGCUUAGAGAAGAGAACGAUAGAUAUCGCCGUCAACUCGGGGGUCGGACAGGAUCUGAUUCUGCUCUGCAUAGUCAGCUAGAAACGCUUCAAAAUGAGUUCCAAAAUGCAAUCGACGAGAAUCGACAACUGAAACGAAAGCUACAAGGCCACAACAUACACUCUUUGCAUUCAAUUGGAGAAGACAGCCGUUCGACGCCUUACACAAGAAAUCGAGGCAACCAAUCAACUUUACUUCAGCUUCGAGUAGAAUACGAAGAAACAAUAGAAUCUUUGAACGACGAAAAGCGCGAACUUAUAAUGAAAAAUUCAGCAGCAAUAACUGACGUACAAAAAGCCGAGAAGCGGGCGUGGUUGGUUGAGCAGGACAAUGCGAUACUGAAACAAGAUCUAACCUCACUGCAACUUUCAAAUGAACGGUUAGAGAAAGCUUUGGAAGAUAUUUAUCGAGAGAAUAGCGUUCCGGGUCAUGCCUUGCUCAGUCAAAAUAAUACGACAGAGUCCGAGGACUCAUCUAUCAUUCCCAGCCCUCCAAGUGAAGAAAGAAAGUCUCAAUUUGACGACGCGACAAUGACCUCUGACCGAGUAAAAAUACGAUCAACAGAAAACUCUGUUCUCCAGACUAAGUCAGCAUAUACAAAUGGAUCAGGUGAGCUCAUGAAUUACGACUUGACGUCAACAGAUUAUGAUACGAAGCGCUCUAUACAAUCUACGUCGUAUGAUUCUCCCUACAGAACUUGGUCUCCCAGAUAAGGUCCAAGUCGUAAAUGGGAUUUCGAAUAUGAAUAUAACUAUAACCUUAAU
Molecule: messenger RNA, 5663 nt
Organism: Pseudo-nitzschia multistriata
Lineage: Eukaryota; Bacillariophyta; Bacillariophyceae; Bacillariales; Bacillariaceae
Source: the annotation of a GenBank genome assembly